GCCGGUCGUCGUACGUUUCGCUUUCGUCGAGCAUUGUCCUAUCCCGAUGGCGCGUUCGGCAGUAGAAGGGUGGUAGUGAGUCCCGGCGAGAACCAUCUUCCCUGCCAAGGAUCUCGUCCCGGCGACGUCGCUCGCGGGUCAUCUCUAUCUGGGAAUACGCGACGGACGAUAUUGGGGGUCGCGCCGUCGCCAUAUUGCUGAGGCACGGCCACCCCGAAGCGCGUUUCGCAACGCGGUGCGGUGCAACGAUACGGUGCGGUCGGUGCAAUAUGGUGGUGGAUGCUUCGUACAUUCCGGGCUUGUUUUUUGACAAUGGCUGCCGGUGGCGAUAUCGCGCGAUAACCCCGGCACCGCGGAGAGUCGCCCGUUCGUUUUCUCACGCUCGUGGCUGCGACGGCCGUUGAACCAGGGAUGUGAGCUACUGAAGGUAGGAUCCUGAGGAACCGCGAGGUCCUCGCAAUGGAGGCGGGACCAAAGCAGCAGCAGCAGCAGUCGCCGCAACAGCAACAGGCCCAGCAGCAGCAGCAGCAAUCGCCUCAGCAGCAACAACAGCAAGAGAGCUCGCCCGGCAGUGCGAGUAGCCAGUCUCAGAGCCAGGCGACCAUCGGUCCUCAAGGUGGCCCGACGCAGGGUCAGGGUCAGCAGAAUGCGGAGGACGCGCUCGCGGCGGCGGAGAACACCCCCGUCAGCGAGGGCGUGCUCCUCGCUCGGAUCCAUGUGCCCGAGCUCUACGUCAGCAAGUGUCUGCAGUUCCCGAAGGAUCAGCUGGUCUGGGACGUGAAGCAGCAAUGCCUGGCGUCCUUGCCCAAGGAACUGAAGGAGAGCUUCAACUACGGCCUCUUCUGCCCGCCGGUGAACGGAAAAGCUGGGAAAUUCCUGGACGAGGAACGCCGUCUCGGCGAUUAUCCCUUCAAUGGACCCGUCGGCUACCUGGAGCUCAAGUACAAGAGGCGGGUGUACAAGAUGCUGCAUUUGGAUGAGAAACAGCUCAAGGCUAUGCACACCAGGACGAAUUUGCGAAGGUUAUUGGAUUAUGUGCAGAGCAGUCAGGUCGAGAAGAUCGCCAAGAUGUGCAGCAAGGGGCUGGAUCCCAAUUUCCAUUGUCAAGAAACAGGAGAGACGCCGUUGACUUUAGCAACGACUUUGAAAAAGCCGUCUAAGGUAAUAAUUGCACUGGUCAAUGGCGGCGCUCUACUGGACUAUCGAACGAAGGAGGGUUUAACGGCGAUGCACCGCGCCGUUGAGCGGAACAGUUUGGAGGCGGUAAAGACGCUUCUGGAGCUGGGUGCUAGUCCGAAUUACAAGGAUACCAAGGGCUUGACGCCGCUCUAUUACAGCGUCAUUUACAAGACCGAUCCGAUGCUCUGCGAGACGUUGCUUCACGAUCACGCGACGAUAGGAGCUCAGGAUCUCCAGGGCUGGCAGGAAGUUCAUCAGGCAUGUCGCAACAAUCUGGUGCAGCAUCUGGACCACCUGCUUUUCUACGGCGCUGACAUGAACGCGCGCAACGCGUCCGGUAACACGCCGUUGCACGUGUGCGCGGUGAAUAACACGGACGCCUCGUGCAUACGCCAGCUACUCUUCAGGGGCGCGCAGAAGGACGCGCUCAACUACGCGAACCAAACGCCGUACCAGGUCGCGGUGAUCGCGGGCAACAUGGAGCUCGCCGAGGUCAUCAAGAACUAUCAGUCGGAGGAAGUCGUACCGUUUAAAGGGCCGCCACGCUACAACCCGAAACGACGAUCGGUGGCCUUCAGUGGCACCUCCUCGAUGAUGACGACGAGCUGUUCGGCGAGCAAUCUGGGCACCCUGACCAGGAUACCGUCCAGCGAACAGCACGCGGUGGCGUCUAACGCCGGUACCGCUGGUACCCUUACCAGAACCAUCUCGGUGGAACAGUACUCGAGCAUCACGCGGGUACCUUCCGCCGAGCAGUACGCUAGCACCGCAGCGGCGGUGGCGGUGAGCCUGAACCGAGUACCGUCCACGGAACAAUCGUAUCCACCGCCCCCGUCGUCCGGCGUGCUCGUCCGGGUCGCGUCCGAGGAGAAAUACGCGCCGGCCGGUGCUGUGGUGAGCAGAGCCUCGGCCGGCGAGCGAUACGACGCGAGCAGCCUGAGCAGAGUACCGUCCUCCGAGCAGUAUCCGGCCGCCGCGGUAGGCCUGACCAGAGUACCGUCCACGGAACAAUAUCCCUCCACCGGUCAGACGACCGAGUCGAGCCACCACGGAAGCCUCGGCAGAGUACCGUCCGUAGAGUCGAGCAGAAACGAUUUACCGAGAUUACCGUCCGAACAGAACGGCCACCGACUGACGUCGGAGUACCAGAGUCCGAAUUCCUUGAGAGAUCCUAACGUGAGAUUGCCGAGCGCCGCGGAGAAUUAUUCGAACUUGAGAAUGGAGGGCCUGACGAGGCUGCAAGAGCACCGGCUCGAGCUACAGCAUCGCCUCGAUAUGCACAGAACGCAGAUGGAGAUGCCGCCGUCGCCGUCGCCGAGCAGCAGGAGUUUAGCGCCUUUCAGCUCGGCCAGCUCGAGCUUGUCCGAAGGCAGCAAUCAGCCGUCCGGCGAAGACUCGGCCAGCAUCGUCACAGACAAGAGCCUCGGCGACACGGCGUCCGAUGUGAUCAGCGACAGUUCCGGGGUGGGAACCUCGCAGUCCGACACAACCAAUUCAUUAUCCAUUCCCGGCACGACGGUGGUCUGCGUGGAGAACUACAACAGUGGGAUUACCAGCCAUCUGACUAUCAAUCAAGGAGACAUCCUUGAAGUCACCGGUGCCACCGACUGCGGCCUCCUGGAAGGGGUUUUGCGCGGACAGGGUACCGGCCUGUUCCCCGCGCAUUGCGUCCAGGAAGUCCGGCUGCGCCACACGAAUAUACCUCUGGGCCCGCAACCCGCCAGAGAUGAACGAAAUCGAGUUCUGGGCCGCAGAGAGUCGCAGCACAAGUACUUUGCCACCGCACCUAGAUUAAAGAAGCCUGUCACGGCGGAGCCUCGCACAGUUGUUCUUCAUCGUUCGAGGAAAGGUUUCGGCUUCGUGUUGCGCGGUGCCAAAGCCACCUCGCCACUAAUGGAACUCACACCGUCCGCCAAAUAUCCGGCGUUGCAAUAUCUGGACGAUGUCGAUCAAGGAGGCGUGGCCGAUCUAGCGGGUCUCCGAAAAGGAGACUUUCUCAUUCAAAUCAACGGCGAGGACGUAACAACGGCCUCCCACGAACACGUGGUCGAUCUGAUAAGGAAAUCGGGAGAGUUGGUGCGAAUGACCGUGGUCUCGCCGGUGAUCAGCCUCCCGAAUUCCCAAUCAGCGGCCGCGUUGCCAACUAGUCAACCGAUCCAGAGACAAUACGCCACCUUGCCGCGCAAGGGUAACAACAACGUAGUGAUCGGCGGCACGCUCGGCAGGUCUCCAGCUCCUGUGCCGCCGCGAAGAGAUCCAAAGACCACGCUAAGCGUGGGACGUGCGAGAGCGCGGUCGAUGGUUGCGGGAUUAGAAGGAGGCGGCGAGAGGGACGAUCGCGACGAAAUCGCGUCGACCGACGCCAAGUCGAGUAGUGCGGAAUCGAUUCACAUGCCGCAGCAGCCAUCGAUCGGAUCGAACACUGGCCAAAACACACCGGUGCAACCGAGAACAGCCAGCAUCCGAUCGCGUCCGACCUCCAGCAGAAUCACCGCCGCAGAACUCGAGGAACUAUUUCAGCGACAGCAGGGUAGCGCCGCCGGUCAGUACAGCUCGUCCAUGAUGAGUUCGUCUCACUUUCAGACUACUGGUCAAUCCACCAAGUCGCAUCCGUCGUCGCCCGCCAAGACCGGCAGGGUGUACGCGAGCGUGGCAGAGAUGAAGCGCAAGGGCAAAUCACAAUCGAGAGUACGCUUCAUCGGUGGCUCGAGCGGCGGUUCCGAUCUUCACAGGGAUUUCCACAGCACGCCGGAUCUCAACGUGCAAGCGCAGUCGUCAUUCCUUCUGGCGCCCAAGUGCCAUAGAAGCCAGGAAGACAUAAACGCCCUAAACGGUAGAAAUGGGCUUCCACCACCGAAUCAUCCACCGCCGCCCCCACCGGUCGGACAAGUCGUCAAGGUGAAUGUCGGCGCCAACGUGCCGGACGUCGUCACGCCAGCUUCGGUCUACGAUAAUAUGGCGCAUAUUCAGCAAGUCAAAGAACUGGCAGCAGCCGCAGUCGACGGAAACUACGGGGUGAUGUCGAGCUUCCGGCCGUCGAACAGCGCGAAGCUGUACGCCUCGCCGGAAGACAUGAAGACCGUUGGAUAUCGCUCGCGUAGUCUACCGGCUAAUCGUCCGCAUCUGAGAAAGUCUCACAGUCUACGCAGCACGCCGAGCAGCACGACAUUCAAGUCGUCCGGCAGUCAGCAGGCGCUGAAUACCAGCGUCAACAUGAACAGUAACGGAAACGGUAACAAUUCGAACAACAAUCAGUACGCGCAACCGCUCAAGACUACCAGGAGUCACAGUACGGCCGGUAUUCGCGAGCGAAAGAAGAAGACUGUUGUGAGCAGCAGCUCGUCCGUCACGAACCUCUCGUCGAUCGUGUCCAGCGCGAAUGGAGCGCCCACUCAGCCCACCUCGGCACCGCCGAUCCCCGAGCCAGAUUACAGUCUGUCGGAAUCGGAGAACGACGAGGGCGAGGACGAGACGGACGAAGACGGCGAGUCGGAGAUCGCGAAGGAGUUGGAGAAGGCGGCGGCGCGGGAGAAGCUGGAGGCAACGCGGGAGACAUCCGGCAACUCCAAUACAUCUGGCUCGAGUUCGUCGGGCAGCGGUUCGCUGCCGCACUCGUUCAGCGUCGAGGAGAUUCAAAAAGUGCGCACGCAAUUAAAGUCGUCGAAAAGCCAUCCGAACGACUUUCUCCUGCAGCAAACGCAACAGUCGCUCGUCGAGGACGGCGACAACAGCUCGAGCGGCGUCAGUUCGGAUCAGGAUGUGCCGGUGGGACCACCGAUGGGCUUCGACGACACCGCUGUGCGGAAUCUAGCCAAUCAGGAAAGCAACCAGCACUCGACGCCGGGAGGCGUGGCUCUGCUGACCGGCGCCACUCCGAUUGAGAGCAAUCAGACCAAACGACCGGGCUACGGCGGCAGCGGUUUGCUGACCAGGCACGCAGUCAGCCUGGCGCAGCUGCCGCCGCCGAUCGAAGCCGAUGCCGAAGAGCAGAAUAGCGACUUGUUCGUACCGCCACCGCCGGAGUUCAAUGCCGGACCAUCUGCCGGCGGCCAAGACCAGGAAGUGAUGGUGUUCGCGCCGCCGCCGCAGUUCUGCGAUAACAAGCAGCAAACGCAACAGCAGCAGCAGCAGCAAACCGCGGCGCAGAAUCGCGUCAAAAUAAUCGGCGCGAUCCCCAAGGUAGCUGGGAAUCAGGUGAAGGCGUCAGGCGGUCGAUUGCCGUAAAGAGAAAACUACGAACCGCGAAUGAUUUUUUGUUUUCGUGUAUUACUUCCCGACGAGGCGAACAGAAAGAGAAUUUUUAACUCAUACAUCGCGAUUUCGAAGUCAAUAUAUUUAGAGGCUCUCCGCCUUUUCGGUAGUGAUCACCGCGCGACGAGCGCACCUAAAUUUAGACUAUAUGACGAUCCGGUAAGAAAGGAUCGACCGAUCCGCGCGAGCGUAUAUAAAGCGCGGUCGCUUGGACGACUUUUUUCCAAGAGUAAAUCGUAUUCUAAUCGAGCGUCGUAGCAAUUAUACCGAGGAGAUAGUCGAGCGCGUUUUUACCAAGUAAGUUUACGAGUGUGAGCGUACGUCCGAUUGCACCACAAUAGAUGAUUGGUUUGUCGCGCACGAGCGCAUGGUCGUUCAUAAGUUUGUCCAUCGCCACCCUGUCCGUGAGUGAGCCGACAGAUCCGCAAACCGAUUCGCUGCGUCGUAAAAGAGAAGCGGCCUAAGGGCACGGAGAAACGAAUAUAACGCAUUCCGGCGGAAGAGGACGAACAACCGAGGGGGAGAUAGGAAGGAUGGAAAAUGCAUUUGAUGCGUGUACGCGUGCAUGAGUUGUAACGCGUGAAUGUGCGAUGCAUAUCGGUUUGUUUUUUCAUGUUUCUAUCGAACUACGAGGUGUGUUUUAAUACUUUUACACGACACUCUUCGCUCCGAGAAUACAGAACUGUCGCGAGGGCAGUUCUUUCGCAAGUCGCUUCUAAACCAAUUUUAAGCAAAAGCAUUACAAGCAGUCUCGCUCACUCUCGAUCCCCCCUUGCCGGCGAAGCAUCGACGGCGGUGAUUUCAGUGACGAUGACGCGAAAAUCACGUAACUGAUUAGUUGUUAAAUGUCGAACAGCGCGGUUUUUUUUUUUAGUUUCUCUCGUGUCUAGACACUGCUCAAACGCCUAAUCACAAAGCUCUACUCGCGAAGUCAUUAGAGAUUCUUCCUAGUUUGUAAUUGCAAAUAUUAUUAAUAUUAGUAUUAUGAUUUUAUUAUUAUAUUAAUAUUAUUGUUAGAGCAUUGUUAUUAUAAUUAUAUGGCGACUAUUACGCUCCACUGACGAGCCCCUCGAGAAAGCGUAGUCGCGUUUACAAAAGAAUGUGUAGCACUAUACUUCGUUAUAAUGCACUCAUUACUCCAGCCUGUAUAAAGUAAAUCGUACUCCUUCCAUCCGCGUGAAAAAGCUUCCUUGAGCCGGAAAACUUUUGUUUUUGUGUCCAUGCAUCACUGUUGAAUAAAUCAAAGUCGUGCAAACGAGAAAUCUCUCGCAAGCACGAAAUUGAUGGAGCUGAACCAAUGAUCGGAUUCUCGAGCUCUUCGCACAAGCGCGGUUCAAUAUCUUCUUGCAAAUUUAUUGCGAGUAUGUACAUAUAUAUAUAUACACACACACACUAAACCUUCCUGAUUAUCGUUUCUACGCCUUCACGAAUGCUGGACAAAAACAAAAAUCGGAUUUUGUGUAGCACAAGUGCGAGCGCGCGUGAGUCGCUGUGUGGUUUUUGAGACGUAUAAUGGGAGAGGCCGAGUCAACGUAUGUCGUACGUUUUUUAAAUGUUCCUUCGAUAUAUUUCAUUGUCGUCGUUUUUUGAUAUAAGCACCAAGAUCCGACACAGCGUAAAUACCAAGUAUAUGAACAUUCUUUUGCGUGUGUGAACACAAAUAAUAGUCUGCGCGAGAUAUUCGGAUGUCUGGAUAUUGUUCUCGGAGAUACGCGUUUUGUAUGAAAAUUAUUAAAAUUACAAAAGUCUCAUUUACGAGAAAGAUUCCAGAAGAUUAAAAAAAUUAUAAGAACAACUGUAAUACACGUGGCGCAUUAUCUAUUUUAUCUUCCGGUUUUGCGCGACAAUGAUUUUUUUCGACAUUUUAUAUAAUUUACUAAAACAAUUUCCUAAUUAUAUAAUCUAAUUUUAAUACCGCAAAAUAAUAUUCAUCCGUGAAUGAAAGACAAGACGUUAGUAUCAACAAGUAUCGUAAGAUAUUUGUAUAUUUCAAUGAAACACACACAUCCAACGACGUUCACGAGAUGUUACACGCUGUGCGGGAUCAUUCCAUAAACUCUCGCAGUUCAGCGAAAAGCAAUAUACGACACGCGUGCAUCACGACGGCUCCGUACGAGAGCAGCAAACGGAGAGAUCAGCUGAGAGACGAGGCUUUAUUUUUCUUUGCCGUGCACGUGGCGCGCGCGCGGCCACGUGGCGUCCCGUGCGGAACACGUGCACGACAUUAGUUGCGCGCACCAGCGGAUGUGCUAAGCGCACGGUUUGCGGCCGAGAUUAUAUAUAUAUAUAUAUACAUAUAAUUACGACAUUCCUGCCAAAAGUAAUGUAAUAGUCUUAUAUAUCAAAAUUAACGCGCGCGCGCAAGAGAGAGAGAAAGAAAGAGAGAGUUAAUGUUGCGUAACACGACGACGCGUAAGAGGACACACUUUGUAAUCUAGUUGUUUCCUCUACAUCCUCGUUCCCUUCGUUUCUCCUCCGCAUCGCUACGCACGAUCGAUAGAGGAUCCCCCGGAAACACGUGCGACGAACGUGUCACCCUGGACGAGGGGGAUCCGAGGAUCGCCGCUGUGCGCGCACGCGGAUCUGACUUCCUUGUUAAAACCUACCAGUAAAGUAUUUAUACAUGUAUAGUAUAUGUAUAUAUAUACACGACGCGCAACACGAGGACUGUUCCCUGCGUGUGACGAGGAUUAAUCGGCCGCGAAGAAAAUCCCGGGAGAAACGCGAUGUCUCGCGGACGUCGCGGGAAUACCGUUAAAAUCACCGGUUCGCGUCCCGCGGUCUUGACGCGAGGGGGAGGAAAUAAAAUCUGCCGCAACAUGAAACUCUUCGCGAUUUUUAACGGUUUCGUCGGAUUAGUUAAUUCCCUCUGGACCCUUUCACGCGCGAUCGGGAUUCAACGCCCGUUACCGAUUUAAUUCGUCUCGCAGGGAACGCAGCGUGUGCGAUACAGAGUGCAUCGGAAAAAAAAAACAAUGAUUUUAUUGUCCGCGAAAAGUUUUAAUAUUCGCUAAGUAAUAAAAUCAGAAUGGAGAUAGCCGACGCAUCGGUUUCGUGUCAUUCGGCUCUCUCGACGAUACUUGAAAUGUUUGCUACAUUCGAUGAUUUAGCUCCUCGAAGUUUUCGGCGAGGAAGGAGAUCAGACGCAAAUUUCCUGGAGGAAACGAAGGGAUACAUUCGUACGUGCACUUCUCGAGACACUCUGUAUACCACGCACCGAUGUGAGAACGGCAAGUGCCAAGGAGAGCCAUCGAGAGCCGUAGCUCGAUAAUCGUACUGCGACCGACUGAAUUUUUGGACCCACUUUUUAUUAUCGUCUAGCAUUCCUACGUUUAAUCUCGCUCCUCUGCUCACCCUCUUCCUCUUGUCCUCCAUCAUUCUUCAUACUUCAGUUAUCACUAUCAUUAAUAUUAUUAUCAAGCAAUUACUAUUAGUAUUUUGUAUUAUAGGUAUUGUAUUGUAAAUUGCAAAGUACGUGCAAUGUUUCGACGAUGAAUAAUAAUCAACCAUGUUCAACUAAUCCGUUGGAGGCUUUAUUUUUAGCUGUAUAAAGAAUUUCGCUAACUCUGGUAAUCUGAUUGCGCCAAUGCCUACCAGAAUGCCACUGAAAUAUCGGGCACCGGGCAUCGUCGAGUGACUAUCGCAGAGUCGGGAUUAGGGUGUGGCGAACGGAGGCACUUGCCUCGCAUAAGAGAUUUGUAGGGGCGCAAAAAUGACAAUUGUUCUAAUAAAAUUUGUUUAAAACUUCGGC
Vollenhovia emeryi is the source of this 9181-nucleotide messenger RNA. It is a transcript of the gene Prosap, whose product is annotated as SH3 and multiple ankyrin repeat domains protein 1. The coding region runs from base 460 to 5403 and encodes 1647 amino acids. Gene Ontology annotation, cellular component: postsynaptic density; dendritic spine; postsynaptic membrane. The transcript is spliced from 16 exons. Gene Ontology annotation, molecular function: synaptic receptor adaptor activity; ionotropic glutamate receptor binding. The record is from RefSeq and is a predicted model, not a curated record. NCBI's taxonomy places the organism in Eukaryota, Metazoa, Arthropoda, Insecta, Hymenoptera, Formicidae.